This is a messenger RNA of Ananas comosus (pineapple), 549 nucleotides long. Its product is annotated as desiccation-related protein clone PCC6-19-like. NCBI's taxonomy places the organism in Eukaryota, Viridiplantae, Streptophyta, Magnoliopsida, Poales, Bromeliaceae. Bases 1 to 270 code for a protein of 89 amino acids. Gene Ontology annotation, biological process: response to water. The record is from RefSeq and is a predicted model, not a curated record. The transcript is spliced from 2 exons.
AUGCCGGGGACCGAGCGCGGCCACCGCCGCUCCGGCAGCGGCUCCAGCUCGAGCUCGUCUGAGGACGACGGAAUGGGAGGGAGGAGAAAGAAGGGCAUAAGGGAGAAGAUCAAGGAGAAGAUGCCCGGCGGCCACAAGACCGAGGACGAGCACGGCUACGCCGGCCAGACUGCACCGGUGACGACGCCGGGGACGGCGGCAGAAGGCGGGCACGAGAAGAAGGGCUUGAUGGACAAGAUCAAGGAAAAGCUGCCUGGAGGAGGCCACUAGUUAAGUUUUUGUGCAUAAAAAUCCAAGUUUCAAUAAUGGUGCAUGCAUGUUUUGAAGUGCAUGUUUUGAAGUGUCUAAGUUUGUGUUAAUUUGUGAGAGUAUUUGCUUUUUUUUUGUGUUUGUGAGAAUAAAGGAGUGUGUGGGAGGGUCUAUGUACUCUUGUAUGUUGCUUCUAAGAAGCUUCUACAAAUUCUUUAAUUUGGGAUCUCAUGUUUCAUCUAGGAGACAAUUUAUUUUAUUAUUAUGAAAUAACUUGAAGGUCGCAGUCAUGUUAUUUUA